AUGGCGGCAGGCGGGUUCAAGCUGUGGGAGGCGGCGGUGGACCUGAUAGAGGCAGUGCGGGAAGACAUGCGGGACGGCACCCUCUCCUUCCGCCGCAAGCACGUGCUCGAGGUGAGGUGCGCCCUGCACGUGCUCGAGGUGAGGUGCGCCCUGCACGUGCUCGAGGUGAGGUGCGCCCUGCACGUGCUCGAGGUGAGGUGUGCCCUGCACGUGCUCGAGGUGAGGUGCGCCCUGCACGUGCUCGAGGUGAGGUGCGCCCUGCACGUGCUCGAGGUGAGGUGCGCCCUGGACGUGCUCGAGGUGAGGUGCGCCCUGCACGUGCUCGAGGUGAGGUGCCCCCUGCACGUGCUCGAGGUGAGGUGCGCCCUGGACGUGCUCGAGGUGAGGUGCGCCCUGCACGUGCUCGAGGUGAGGUGCGCCCUGCACGUGCUCGAGGUGAGGUGCGCCCUGCACGUGCUCGAGGUGAGGUGCGCCCUGCACGUGCUCGAGGUGAGGUGUGCCCUGCACGUGCUCGAGGUGAGGUGCGCCCUGCACGUGCUCGAGGUGAGGUGCGCCCUGGACGCGCUCGAGGUGAGGUGCGCCCUGCACGUGCUCGAGGUGAGGUGCGCCCUGCACGUGCUCGAGGUGAGGUGCGCCCUGCACGUGCUCGAGGUGAGGUGCGCCCUGCACGUGCUCGAGGUGAGGUGCGCCCUGCACGUGCUCGAGGUGAGGUGCGCCCUGCACGUGCUCGAGGUGAGGUGCGCCCUGCACGUGCUCGAGGUGAGGUGCGCCCUGCACGUGCUCGAGGUGAGGUGCGCCCUGCACGUGCUCGAGGUGAGGUGCGCCCUGCACGUGCUCGAGGUGAGGUGCGCCCUGCACGUGCUCGAGGUGAGGUGCGCCCUGCACGUGCUCGAGGUGAGGUGCGCCCUGCACGUGCUCGAGGUGAGGUGUGCCCUGCACGUGCUCGAGGUGAGGUGCGCCCUGCACGUGCUCGAGGUGAGGUGCGCCCUGGACGCGCUCGAGGUGAGGUGCGCCCUGCACGUGCUCGAGGUGAGGUGCGCCCUGCACGUGCUCGAGGUGAGGUGCGCCCUGCACGUGCUCGAGGUGAGGUGCGCCCUGCACGUGCUCGAGGUGAGGUGCGCCCUGCACGUGCUCGAGGUGAGGUGCGCCCUGCACGUGCUCGAGGUGAGGUGCGCCCUGCACGUGCUCGAGGUGAGGUGCGCCCUGCACGUGCUCGAGGUGAGGUGCGCCCUGCACGUGCUCGAGGUGAGGUGCGCCCUGCACGUGCUCGAGGUGAGGUGCGCCCUGCACGUGCUCGAGGUGAGGUGCGCCCUGCACGUGCUCAAGGUGAGGUGCGCCCUGCACGUGCUCGAGGUGAGGUGCGCCCUGGACGUGCUCGAGGUGAGGUGCGCCCUGCACGUGCUCGAGGUGAGGUGCGCCCUGCACGUGCUCGAGGUGAGGUGUGCCCUGCACGUGCUCGAGGUGAGGUGCGCCCUGCACGUGCUCGAGGUGAGGUGCGCCCUGCACGUGCUCGAGGUCGCCCUGGACGUGCUCGAGGUGAGGUGCGCCCUGCACGUGCUCGAGGUGAGGUGCGCCCUACACGUGCUCGAGGUGAGGUGCGCCCUGCACGUGCUCGAGGUGAGGUGUGCCCUGCACGUGCUCGAGGUGAGGUGCGCCCUGCACGUGCUCGAGGUGAGGUGUGCCCUGCACGUGCUCGAGGUGAUGUGUUCCCUGCACGUGCUCGAGGUGCGCCCUGCACGUGCUCGAGGUGAGGUGCGCCCUGCACAUGCUCGAGGUGAGGUGCGCCCUGCACGUGCUCGAGGUGAGGUGCGCCCUGCACGUGCUCGAGGUGAGGUGCGCCCUGCACGUGCUCGAGGUGAGGUGCGCCCUGCACGUGCUCGAGGUGAGGUGCGCCCUGCACGUGCUCGAGGUGAGGUGCGCCCUGCACGUGCUCGAGGUGAGGUGCGCCCUGCACGUGCUCGAGGUGAGGUGCGCCCUGCACGUGCUCGAGGUGAGGUGUGCCCUGCGCUGCACGUGCUCGAGGUGAGGUGCGCCCUGCACGUGCUCGAGGUGAGGUGUGCCCUGCACGUGCUCGAGGUGAGGUGCGCCCUGCACGUGCUCGAGGUGAGGUGCGCCCUGCACGUGCUCGAGGUGAGGUGCGCCCUGGACGUGCUCGAGGUGAGGUGCGCCCUGGACGUGCUCGAGGUGAGGUGCGCCCUGCACAUGCUCGAGGUGAGGUGCGCCCUGCACGUGCUCGAGGUGAGGUGCGCCCUGCACGUGCUCGAGGUGAGGUGCGCCCUGCACGUGCUCGAGGUGAGGUGCGCCCUGCACGUGCUCGAGGUGAGGUGCGCCCUGCACGUGCUCGAGGUGAGGUGCGCCCUGCACGUGCUCGAGGUGAGGUGCGCCCUGCACGUGCUCGAGGUGAGGUGCGCCCUGCACGUGCUCGAGGUGAGGUGCGCCCUGCACGUGCUCGAGGUGAGGUGCGCCCUGCACGUGCUCGAGGUGAGGUGCGCCCUGCACGUGCUCGAGGUGAGGUGCGCCCUGCACGUGCUCGAGGUGAGGUGCGCCCUGCACGUGCUCGAGGUGAGGUGCGCCCUGCACGUGCUCGAGGUGAGGUGCGCCCUGCACGUGCUCGAGGUGAGGUGUGCCCUGUGUUGUGCAGCAAGUAUGUCCCAGAGGGUGGAUUCUCACCUUCAGUCUUAG
Messenger RNA from Closterium sp. Naga37s-1, 2682 nucleotides. The record is from the annotation of a GenBank genome assembly. NCBI's taxonomy places the organism in Eukaryota, Viridiplantae, Streptophyta, Zygnematophyceae, Desmidiales, Closteriaceae.